AUGGCUCAUCCCAGGAGAGGAGGGUACGAUCAUCGGGAGAUAGUGGUGAAAUACAUCCAUUAUAAGCUGUCGCAGAGGGGCUAUGACUGGGAAGAAGGACGACACUUAACUGCUGAACUCUCAGAAGCUUCUGCUGCUGCUAACAAUAAUUCUGUUAACGAUGAAGAGGUGUCUGCUACCCAAGGAGGUCCAACUGGACAUCCACCUGCUUCAGAUUUGCCUGCUGCUUCCUCUUCAGAACCCCUUCCCCCAGAAUUAUUUCAGACACUGAGCCGUGCUGGAGAUGAGUUUUCCAGUAUGUACCAGCAGGACUUCAGACAUAUAUCAGGGCUUCUCCAUCUUACCCCAUCCACAGUUCGUCUUCGCUUUGCUGCUGUGGUGGAGGAGCUCUUUCAUGAUGGGAUAAACUGGGGCCGUAUUGUGGCUUUCUUUGAAUUUGGAGGAGUUAUGUGUGUGGAAAGUGUCAAUCGAGAGAUGUCUCCUCUGGUAGACUCCAUUGUUGGAUGGAUGACUGACUACCUGAACAGACAUUUGCAGAACUGGAUCCAAGAGCAGGGAGGAUGGGUAUGUUAUAGUUUUAUACAUUUCCUAGGUCUGCGUGUUGUUUGGUAUCGCGGACAGGUCUUUGAGAGGAAAUGUGAAAUACUGAAAUACAACUCAUACUGGAAAUUUGAUUCUCGCUAA
This is a messenger RNA of Staurois parvus, 684 nucleotides long. The record is from the annotation of a GenBank genome assembly. NCBI's taxonomy places the organism in Eukaryota, Metazoa, Chordata, Amphibia, Anura, Ranidae.